AUGGAUACUUCAACAGAAUUAACUGAAUCUGAAUCAAAUUUACAGCUUCAUUUGGAUACAAGCCAUGAUGAAAAUGAUGUAUCAUUAACAAAUGACCCUGAACUCGAGCCGACCCUGGCCAACAUAGAAAAGGGAAUAUCAUCGUCACCAAAACAGGAGACUGAAUUUAACGAGGCAGAUCAUGAAAAUGAUUUGGAUACGAGCCAUGAUGAAAAUGAUGUAUCAUUAACAAAUAACCCUGAACUCAAGCCGACCCAGGCCAACAUAAAAAAGGGAACAUCACUAGAGCAGGAGACAGAAUCUUGCGAGGCAGAUCCAGAAAAUCGAGAUUCGGCUGAUGGCGAAGAAAACCAGGAUAACAAAGUAGAUGAUAUUGAUAGUGAUGAAGAUCAAAACCAUGACUCGUCUGAGGAAGAACUUGAUCGUCCAAUAAAGAAAAAACUGGAUGUUAAAACCAAAAAACGUAAACGUUCAAAUGAUAGCAUUGAAGAUAGCUCAUCAUCAGACAAAGGAGAGGAAGAAAGAAGAAAAACAAAAAAAAGUAAAAGUGAGAAGCAGUCAGGCCAGAAAUCAACACAAGAGAGCUCAAAGAUUUUGAAAUUGAAAAAGUAUUUGGCUGUUGCUGGAAUAAGGAUACAGAAUUAUGCAAAGGUAUUUGAAGGAUGCAAAUCAAAAAAGGCAAAGGAGGCAAAACUGUUGGAGAUGCUGGAAGAGCAGGGCCUGAAAGGGAAGCCAACACUUGAAAAAUGCAAAAAAAUGAGGAAAAAAAUUGAAGCAAAAAAAGAAGUUGCUGAACUGGAUCUAUGCAACAUAAUUGACUACAAUGGUUCAAGUCGAGGAAAAACAACUCGAACAACGAGGAACAGAUUGAAACCAAUUGAUACUAAUAAACAAGACAUAAAAGACCCAUUUGGAAAUUUGUAUGGUAUCAUUGAUUCUGAAGAAGAAAGCGAUACUUGCAAAAAGGAGGAAAUAAAUGCUGGUAAAAGGAAAAUUAGAGUCAUUGAAAGUGAAGAUGAAUCCUUUAGGGAAGAAAUUGAAAAUGAGGCAUACUGAAAUCUUGUCCAGGUCCAGUUGGACAACAUUUAUGGCCUUUGAGACAUGUAUAAAUGUUGAAUGACAUGCAAUUAACAAGGACAACAUUCUUAAACUAACACACAGGUUAAAAAAGCCACAGUGUUUUAAUUUUUAUUUUGGUUUUGAAGUUAGUUUCAAGAUCUCCCUCUCCUCACCUGUCAAAAUCAGACCUGGGUCUUCUUGACAAAACACAAUUACUGGAUUCAAAAACAAAGAAAGAAUCAAAGUUAUCAAUUGUAUAUAAUUUUAAGUAUUCACUUGUAUAUUCAUGAUUUAUGAUGUUUCAGAUGCAGUUUUAGAUCCUUAAAAUAGUCUUCAAAAAAUACCUUAAUUUUAAUUACACAUAUAUGAAAAAUUGUUUCUUGAA
Rhopilema esculentum is the source of this 1444-nucleotide messenger RNA. RefSeq lists its product as uncharacterized. The record is from RefSeq and is a predicted model, not a curated record. Gene Ontology annotation, cellular component: nucleus. Lineage: Eukaryota; Metazoa; Cnidaria; Scyphozoa; Rhizostomeae; Rhizostomatidae.